This is a messenger RNA of Symbiodinium necroappetens, 927 nucleotides long. The record is from the annotation of a GenBank genome assembly. Lineage: Eukaryota; Dinophyceae; Suessiales; Symbiodiniaceae.
GCUACUCAAAGCACCACGAGCACUACCACAGUUUGGGGUGACAUCAUCAUCGCCCUGGAUUUCACGGUUGACGAUGACAGGAGAGGAGCACUGCUGGACUUCGCAGCGAAUGUGGUGCACAACGUUACUGGCAACGUGGGGGACCUCAGUGUAACCUUUGGCCUGAUCUUAUUCGCUGCGGACGAGUACGAAGUGACCCUGGAACCUGGGACGCCAGCGGAAGAUUUCCUAUACUACCUCCACAGCGCAGGAAUGAGCACCUUUGUCGGCCAGCAGCGGCCGCCAGACACGGCCUCCGUCCUCGACGUUUGUGCGGUAGAGCUGAACAAGAGGAUUGCUGAUGUGUCCAUCGUGGUGGUGCUCACGAACUCCGUCUCCGAUGCUCCGGUGCAGACACAACUGGCGGCCUCGCGGCUGAAGUUCGAAGGCAUCGGCGAGGUUGUGGUCAUCGCUGUCGGCAUGGAUCCACCCGAUGAGCGCACAAGCAUACGGCAGAACGAGUUGGAGCAGAUGGCGACAUCACCCAGCUUCGAGUAUGACGCCUACUACGACCAGGUCGACGGUGGGCGACGGCUGCGAAGCCUCCUUGCUCCAGUACCUCUCUCCCAACUCGCGGAGAAGCUCGUCCCACAGGUCUCUGGCGUCAUCUUGCAGAUUACUACGACUUUGGCGGCACCCGAGGAUACUUCGAGGGGUGUGGGAGCAGGAAUCAUUCUCCUCGCUGUGCUUGGCGGCAUUUGCUGUUUCUCCGCCAUCGCAGCUGUGUCCUUUCUCGUAUGCAAGCGCAUGAAAGAGGGCGAGGAAGAGCAGAAGAAGAUGUCGGAUGUGGUCCCGGCCCCUUCAGAUGCGGGCCCUGCCCGGCCUCCGAUCGAACCACAGCCUCGACCGAGUCGGCCCGAGGAGCCGGACGACGAGAUGCAGCAGCAG